GCUCCACGCUAUCAAAACGAGACCUCCUUUUGGCUUUUAUUAUCUUUGUUCUUAUCAAAACACAAUCACACUAACCGAACCACCAUUCGCGAUUCUCACCGCCAUGUCCCUCGAGCUCGCCAACAAGGUUGCCUUCAUCACGGGCGCCGGUGCCGGUCUCGGCCGUGCCAUCUCCGAGCUGUGCUUUGAGCGGGGCUGCAGCGUGUUUCUGACGGACGUGAAUGGCGCCUCGGUGAAGGAGCUGGCCGCCACGCUGAACGCCGGCAAACACGCCGUGGAGGGUCAGCGCGCGGUGGCGGCAGCGCUGGAUGUGUCGAACGAGCAGCAGUGGCCGACGGUGGUGGACGCGUGCAAGAGCACCUUUGGCCGCAUUGAUGUGCUGGUAUGCAACGCUGGCAUCAUGAUCAUGUCCGACUUGGAGAGCACGACGCUGGACCGUUGGAACAAGAUUAUGAACAUCAACACACUCGGUGUGUUCCUCGGCAUCCGCACUGUAGCCCCGCUGAUGAAGGCGCAGGGCGGUGGCAGCAUCGUCUGCACUGCUUCUACGGGCGCCGUGCGCGGCGGUGCUCGCCUUGGUGUUUACUGCGCCAGCAAAGGUGCGGUGCGGAUGCUGUGCAAGUCAUUCGCGCUGGAGCUGAUCCCCUUCCACAUUCGCGUCAACAUGGUGAGCCCCGGGCCGUGCGAAACACCGAUGGUGGGCCGCAUGGCUACCGAGUUACAGCAAAAAGCAGACUGCAUCGGCGAGGCCUCUCCCAUUGGACGUCUCGCCCAGCCGCGUGAAAUUGCGGAGGCCGUCGUGUUUCUCGCGUCGGACCGCGCCUCGUACAUGGUGGGUGCAGACGUGGCCGUGGACGGUGGAAACACAUGCGGCCUGACCGGCAAGACCCCCUUGUGA
This is a messenger RNA of Leptomonas pyrrhocoris, 898 nucleotides long. Its product is annotated as putative mitochondrial NAD or NADP dependent oxidoreductase. Gene Ontology annotation, molecular function: oxidoreductase activity, acting on the CH-OH group of donors, NAD or NADP as acceptor. The record is from RefSeq and is a predicted model, not a curated record. The coding region runs from base 104 to 898 and encodes 264 amino acids. NCBI's taxonomy places the organism in Eukaryota, Euglenozoa, Kinetoplastea, Trypanosomatida, Trypanosomatidae. The transcript has a single exon.